Molecule: messenger RNA, 1728 nt
Organism: Humulus lupulus (European hop)
Lineage: Eukaryota; Viridiplantae; Streptophyta; Magnoliopsida; Rosales; Cannabaceae
Exons: 3
Coding region: 170-1651 (493 amino acids)
Biological process (GO): proteolysis
Molecular function (GO): cysteine-type peptidase activity
Source: RefSeq, a predicted model, not a curated record
CAUGGAAACCAGUUUCCGAGGAUGCUUAGUUGGUCGAGCAAUAAGGAGCGUCCUAUUUCGAAGGCCGACCUUGCACCGAUGUUCAAGAAGACGAGUGUAAGUUCUGCUAUAUUAUGUCAAAAUAGAGUAUUCUUUGGUGGUUUCAAACUGACUUAAUGCUUUGUAUUUGAUGCAGUUGAUUAUGUUGUCCAUGUUGAAGCCCCGGCCUUCGGAGAUAGAUUAUUAUAGCGCUCUGACGGAGGGUGAUGCUCCCUUGUAUCCCAGGUUGGGCCAAGAAGAAGAGGUAGAAACUCCCACUGAUUUUGAGAAGGUGGCGAAGAUAGCUGCUGAGGUUGCGAAGGCAGCAAAUAUUUUUGUUGAUGGCCCUGAUGAUGAGGAUACCCCAGUCCCCAUCGACCCCACACCCUCGGCCCCAGCCCCAUCGGUACACCCCAGUCCUGAUCAACCUGAUUUACGGGAGGUGUUGGAGAGGUUGGAGCGAGUCGAGAGUCGUCAGGAUACCAUCCUAGAGAACCAGGCGGUCAUCAUGGAUGCUGUCAAUAAGAUCUUGACAUUCGUACAAGAUCUUCCAAAUGAUUCUGAUUCUGAUUCCGACUCACUUGACCUCCCAGAUGAUUUUGUCUCACAUGACAUAGGCACUCCUCCCCCGAUAGUACUCACAGCAAAUCCUGAGACCCCAGGUGUUGCUAUUAUAGAACCUGGGGAUGUUGCUGGUGUAGAGUUUCAAUUGGCCAAGAGGAAAAGACGCAAACCUAAGAAAUUUGAAGACUACACCGACCCAACCAAAAAGAAAGCUCGUUUGGAUGCGAUUGAUGACGUGCCAUUAGUCCUCGACCCUCUAAAGAAGCCACUUGCUACACAGUACAGAACGGUCGGCAAGUGGUUGCUUGGAGAUAUUCCGAACAAGACGAAGAGGGAUGUCCAAUCUGGUGUGUAUGGUCCGAGUUGGUUUCUGACGAUGAAGACACCACAGUUUUGGAUCGAUGAUGGGCAUAUUGAUGCGGCCAUGCAUAUGCUACGUAGGCGUCGACAGUUCUAUCCCGGGGCGUAUCGGCAAGAUGGUGUUGUGAUGAAUAUUAUGUUCUCACAAGUGGUACCGGCCCGUUAUGAUGCAUAUCAGAAUGCCAAGGAAGCGGAUAAGAAAAGGUUUUUGUGGGAUUCAGAUGUGAUAUCAAUGAUUACGGGAAUUGACAAUCAAUUUCUGGCAUCGUGGAAGGGAGUAGACACUGUAUAUUGGUGCCAGAACUACCUUCAAGCGCAUUGGUUUGCAGUUGAAGCCUCCAUUUCUACUUGGACUCUGAAUGUUUAUGAUUCGGAUGUGACCGUGAUAAGUGAUAAACAACUGCAAUCUUUUAUGAAGUCAUGGUCUACUUUGUUCCCAUCGUUGUUAUUGCAGUCACAACUUUUCAAGGACGACCCUAGGUUGACGAUUCCACCUGGAGCUAAAAGAUGCAAAGAGUUCAAUGUGCACCGCAUGCCAGUUGAUUCAGUACCCCAAACCAAAGUCAGUGGAGAUUGUGGUGUGUACGCCAUCAAGCACAUCGAACACUUAUUGGGUAGGCUACCACUUGACACGAUUUGCGAUGACAACAUGGAGUUGUUCAGAAACAAAUGGACAGUUGACUUAUGGUAUCAGAAUGUUAGACAUUGAACAUUCUCAUGUUAUAUUUAUUUGCUUAAAAUGUAGAUUUUUAAGAAAUUUUUUUGAGUCGAGUAUCUUUUUAUUAA